AUGUACAUUUCUAGUACUCUUGGCAACAUUCACAUACCUGACAACAUAGACUUUUACCAAUUUAUCUUCAGAAAUUGCGAUCAAUAUUAUAAUCGAAUUGCCCUGAUUGAUGAUGAUAAAGAAGAAGCGAAGUCAAUUACUUAUGGCGAAUUGCGAGAUCGGAUUGAAAGAUGUUGCUCUGGUCUGAUUCGUUUAGGAUUGCAACCCAAAGAUGUAGUCAUGAUCCGAAGUCCUAAUUGCUUAGAGUUUGUUAUCGGCUUCUUUGCAGUUAUAGCUGCAGGUGGUAUCGUGACUACUUGCAACCCAAUCUUCACAGAGCAUGAAUUGGCAAGACAGCUGAAUGAUUCGAAACCGGCAUACAUAAUUACUCACGAAAGUUGUAUCAAUACGGUUAAAAAAGUCAACUACAGCUUCAGAAGAAAAAUUGUUAUUGGCAAACCCCCAAUCCGUGAUAACAGCUAUCAAGCUAUGUUCGAUCUCAUAAACGGCAAGGUUAACAAAGCUCCUAGGAAGUUCAAGGUUUCCCCUAAAUCAGAUGUUGCCGUGAUCUUAUAUUCGAGUGGUACUACUGGGCUACCAAAGGGUGUCAUGCUCUCCCAUUAUAAUUUAAUAGCUGAUAUGGUGAACUUUAGUCAUCGUGAUAUUGGAGCUUUAAAUAUGGAUUCUGAAGACGAAUGUUUGUUAAAUGUCUUACCAUUAUUUCAUGUAUAUGGUCUGGUGUCUAUACUUUCGUUUACGUUAUGUAAUGGACGUCGCUUAGUCCUUCAAUCGAAAUUUAUACAUACGAAAUUCCUGAAUGCAAUCCAAGAGUACAAGGUCACUAAAUUAUUAUGUGUGCCGGCCAUGGUAUUGUUUCUAGCUAAAAGUCCUUUGAUUGAUAAUUAUAACUUGUCCAGUUUAACCUACAUUAGUUCAGGAGGCGCCCCAGUUAGCUCAGAAAUUGGUGAAGACUUGCAAAAGCGCUUAAAAUUACAAACGUUUAAUCAAGGUUAUGGUAUGACAGAAUUAGGCCCACUGGUGGUGUAUGCAUUUUUAAACUCUUAUAAAGUUGGUUCAGUUGGUAAAUUAGUUCCCAACACGGAUUGCAAGGUUAUCAACGUUGAUAAUGGUGAAGCCGUUGGGCUCAAUGAAGUUGGAGAAUUAUGCUUCAGGGGACCGCAAAUGAUGUUAGGCUACAUCAACAAUCCACAAGCGACUGCAGAUACUAUUGACAAAAAUGGAUGGCUUCAUACUGGUGAUAUUGGGUAUUAUGAUAAUGAAGGCAACGUAUUUGUGAUAGAUCGUUUGAAGGAGCUGAUUAAAUUUAAAGGAUUUCAGAUUGCACCUGCUGAAUUGGAAGCUAUUUUAAAUGAUCAUCAACAAAUAGCAGAUUCUGCAGUAAUCGGAAUUCCUGAUGAAACGGCAGGAGAAGUCCCAAAAGCUUACGUAGUUUUAAGAAAUUCUAAAGAUUCGCUUUCUGCGAAAGACAUUAUCAAGUACGUAGCCGAGAACGUAGCUUGGUAUAAACAACUGCGAGGUGGCGUAGAAUUCGUCCAGUCAAUUCCGAAAUCUGCUAGUGGUAAAAUUUUACGUCGAGUCAUUCGACAGAAUGAAAAAUCUCGAAUCAGUAGCAAGCUGUAA
Trichoplax adhaerens is the source of this 1620-nucleotide messenger RNA. RefSeq lists its product as uncharacterized. Gene Ontology annotation, molecular function: CoA-ligase activity. Bases 1 to 1620 code for a protein of 539 amino acids. NCBI's taxonomy places the organism in Eukaryota, Metazoa, Placozoa, Uniplacotomia, Trichoplacea, Trichoplacidae. The record is from RefSeq and is a predicted model, not a curated record. The transcript has 8 exons.